AGAAACCGGCGUCCCGUCCCCUUCCCGCCCUGGCGCCUCCCUCCUUCCUACCCAUGAUGGCAAAUUGGCAAUGGCAUGGUCUCACCUCCACCCUUCCUUUCCACUUCCAAAUUUAGCUCCACCGCCCUCACCGACUCCCCCUCCCUCCGCCGCCGGACGACGGCCGGCCGGCCGGCCUCGACGCGGAGGGUUCUUCAUUCCUCGCUCGCGCCGUUGAUCGAUUCCGUCGACCGAUCCCGGGGGUGGGGAUGGACGACCUGAAGGCGAGCCUUGCGCGGCCGAUCCAGCUUGCGGAGCAGGUGAUCAAGUGUGCGGAGGAGGCGCAGACGUGCCGGCAGGAGUGCCAGGACCUCAAGGCCAAGGUCGAGCGCCUCGCCAUCCUGCUCCGCCAGGCCGCGCGCGCCGACCUCUACGAGCGCCCCGCGCGCCGCAUCUUCGAGGACACAGACAAGGCGCUCGACAAGGCCGCCGCGCUCCUCGAACGCUGCCGCGGGCACGGCCUCGUCAGCCGCGUCUUCACCAUCAUCCCCGCGGGCUCGUUCAAGAAAACCUCCUACCAGCUCGACAACUCCCUGGGGGACCUCACCUGGAUCCUCCGCAUCUCCAACUACGCCGCCGCAGAGGACGACCUCGACGACCAUAUCGGCCUGCCCCCCAUCGCGCAGAACGAGCCCAUCCUCUUCCUCAUCUGGGAGCAGAUUGCCGUGCUCCAGACCGGCGGCCUCGAGGCCCGCGCGGACGCCGCUGCCAGCGUCGUCUCCCUCGCGCGCGACAACGACCGAUACGGCAGGCUCAUCAUCGAGGAGGACGGCAUCCCUCCGCUGCUGCGACUCAUCAAAGAGGGCCGCGCCGACGCCCAGGAGAGCGCCGCGCUGGCCAUAGGACUCCUCGGCCGGGACCCGGAGUGCGUUGACCUCAUGAUCCUCGCCGGCGUCUGCACUUCCUUCGCCAAGAUCCUCAAGGACGCGCCCAUGAAGGUGCAGGGCAUGGUCGCCUGGGCCGUCUCCGAGCUCGCCGCCAACCAUCCCAAAUGCCAGGACGCCUUCAUGCAGCACAACAUCAUCCGCCUGCUCGUCUCCCACCUCGCCUUCGAGACGGUUCAGGAGCACUCCAAGUACGCCGUCGCCUCCAGGAUGUCCAUCCACUCCGUGGUUAUGGACAAGAAGAACAACGACAGCUCGCAGCACACGUCGGACGCGGGGGAGACCAUGGAGGCCAAGCCCACCGUAGGCGGGGGCGCCAGCAGCUCCAGCGUACUUGGAACUACGAUCACCGUAGGCGGGGGCGGGAACGGCGGUGCCAGUUCGAGGGGGACAAGCGCCGGGACCACCGCGGUCAGUGUCGCCGGGACGAAGCAGCACAACGCGUCGCUGUGCGGGACGAGCACGCGGGGGAGGGAGUUGGAGGACCCGGAGAUCAAAGCCUACCUGAAAGCCCACGCUGCCAGGGCGCUGUGCACGCUCGCCACGGGCAAUCCCGCCAUCUGCAAGAACAUCACGGAGUCGAGAGCGCUGCUCUGCCUGUCCAUCCUCCUCAAGAAAAGCACGGGCGAUGUGCAGUACAACUCCGCAAUGGCUCUCCUAGAGAUCUGCCGUGUCGCCGAGCAGAACGCCGACCUGCGGCGAUCAGCGUUCAAGCCGACCUCCCCCGCGGCCCGCGCCGUGGUCGACCAGCUCCUCCGCGUCGUGGAGAAGGCCGACUACGACGACCUCCUCAUCCCCAGCAUCACGUGCCUCGGCUGCCUGUCAAGAACCUUCCGUGCGACGGAGACCCGGAUCAUCGGGCCGCUCGUCAGCCUCCUCGACGAGCGGGAAGCCGACGUGAGCCAGGAGGCGGCUGUGGCGCUGACCAAGUUCGCGUGCACGGACAACUUCCUGCACGUGGACCACUCCACGGCGAUCAUCGACCACGGCGGCGCCAAGCACCUGGUCCAGCUCGUCUACUUCAGCGAGCAGGCGGUCCAGACCGCGGCGCUGAUCCUGGUGUGCUACAUCGCGCACAACGUCCCCGACAGCGAGGAGCUCGCACAGGCCGAGAUCCUGACGGUGCUCGAGUGGGCGUGGAAGCAAGGGUACACGGCGCAUGAUCCGUUGAUCGAGAGCUUGUUGCCCGAGGCCAAGAUUAGGAUGGAACUCUACCAGUCCAGAGGGGCAAAAGGGUACUACUGACUAUUGAUGCAACAGUUCUAGUUCUGUUGCAGAAAGGCAAAGGCUUGUUGAGAAGAAAACAGAGUGAUGACUUCUUCAUACCAGCUCAGUACUGUAUAUACAUUCAGGUAAAAAAAAUAUAUAGUCUGAUAUGAUUAAUCUUUUUCUAACCAAACUUAGGUAAGAAAAUUCUUUUGUUAUCAUGUUUUGUUGCGGAAAUUCAAAAGGUUUUGUAGGAUUAUUUUAGUCUUCAUCAUUCUUUAACCUGUAUCUCUUUAAUUUGGUGGCGAACAGUGGUAUAGCCCUUUUUUGAGGAUAUUAGAAUCUUUUACUCUCACUUGACCCUAAUGAUCGAUGUAUAUUAAGUUUUAGCCAUUAACUGAGAAGAACUUCUUUC
Molecule: messenger RNA, 2544 nt
Organism: Phragmites australis (common reed)
Lineage: Eukaryota; Viridiplantae; Streptophyta; Magnoliopsida; Poales; Poaceae
Exons: 1
Coding region: 249-2168 (639 amino acids)
Biological process (GO): cell surface receptor signaling pathway
Molecular function (GO): protein binding
Source: RefSeq, a predicted model, not a curated record